Messenger RNA from Macrosteles quadrilineatus (aster leafhopper), 1444 nucleotides. Its product is annotated as TNF receptor-associated factor 6-like. The transcript has 8 exons. Lineage: Eukaryota; Metazoa; Arthropoda; Insecta; Hemiptera; Cicadellidae. The record is from RefSeq and is a predicted model, not a curated record. Bases 262 to 1434 code for a protein of 390 amino acids. Gene Ontology annotation, biological process: protein K63-linked ubiquitination; positive regulation of JNK cascade; tumor necrosis factor-mediated signaling pathway. Gene Ontology annotation, molecular function: protein binding; ubiquitin-protein transferase activity. Gene Ontology annotation, cellular component: plasma membrane signaling receptor complex.
GGGGAAGAUAAACGUCAAAACAAAACCAAAAGUUAUAAAGUGGUGGUUUAGGUUGACAAAGUUUAUGAAAGUUCUAAAAACUUUAGGUUAACAUUAAUUAUCGUCAUAAAGCUAGACAUUUUCUAUUAAUAGAUACGUGUAAAUAUUAUUGUAAGCACAAGUUGGCUUCGGUUGAUAUGAGUUUUCUAAAUUGCAGCUAGGCCUCAAUGCACAUUAAAUUGGUUAAGGUUUUAUUUUAGACAAUCCUGCUCAAAAAAUAUAAUGAACCAAACUAGACAUGCAGGGUACGAACAAAUGAAUGGAUCAAAGUAUGCCGUGGAGCCCCGUUUUGAGUGCCCAAUUUGUUUAACAUGUCUUAAAGACCCCCUUUUGACAUCAUGCGGGCAUCGUUUUUGUCAAGAGUGCAUACAAGAAUGGCUCAAAAAACAAGAUGGCCUUUGCCCUAUAGAUAGCCAGGCUCUAUCAAUAACUAAGGACUUAUUCCCUGACAAUUUCACACGUCGAGAGAUUGCUCAGCAAACCCGCAACUGUCCUGUGGAAGGCUGCUCACAGCUGCUGCCUUUACUGGAAAUUGAAAAACACAUUAGUACUGCACACAAGGAGAGCAGUCAGCAAGAAGAAACUAUUCUUUGUACAUUCCACAAUUUUGGCUGCAAGACACAAGUACAGUCUGUGCAGCAGCUAAACACUCAUCUGGAUACGCAGUUACAUCACCAUCUUGCGCUGUUGGCUUCGAGAGUUAGUGACAGACAUGCUGCCACGUCAGAUCUCAAGGCACAAGAAGCGGAGUUAUGGGAAGCACCGUCCAAAAAUGGAGAACAAGAGGAGGACUCCUGGAAGAAUCUGUUGAAGUCACUCUAUGAAAGAAUAGUUUUAUUGGAGCAGAGCAACAGAGAACAAGAAGUCCAGAUAACAAGUAUGAGAGCUCAGGUGAAUCGACUGGUGGAAGAUAAUGAGAAUCUCAAGUACAACAUCCCUCUACAGUUUUGUAACGGAGUGUGUGUCUGGACUGUUGACAAGUUCCGUGAAAAGUACUUGUCAAUGACUCAGGAUUACAACAGGUGUUUUUACAGUCCAGCAUUUACGACAUCGUAUGUAGGGUACAGAUUCUGCGCCCGAUUGAAAAUGUCCAUUGAAAAUCCAAACUAUUUGUCUCUGUUGAUCCACCUGAAGCAAGGACAGUUUGACCAAGCCUUGGACUGGCCUUUCUCUGGGAGGAUCAGCUUCACACUGGUCCAUCCGACCAACCCCGACCUCACCAUCAAGGAGACGAUGAUGUCACGACCCGAGCUGGAGGCCUUCAAGAAACCCUCCAAAGAAAUCAGUCCGCGAGGAUUCGGAUACUCUGAGUUUGUGUUGCUCUCCGAUGUCAUGACCAAGGGCUUCUUGGAUAAUGAUUCUCUUGUUAUAAAGAUACAAAUACAGACGGUUUAGUUAUUUUGUA